GAUAAUAAUAAAUUACUUUAUUUGCAAGGAAAACUUCUUGUUCACAAUGAUCAAUUGAUAAACAUUGAUUUUAGUUCUAAUGAAAUAUCUACGAUUGAAGUUGAAGUUUUCAGAAGAUUGGUAAAACUUGAAACCUUGCUGUUGGAUAAUAACAAAAUAUCAUCAUUGGACAAAAGAUUGUUUUCAAAUUUGACGAACCUGAAGAUACUUGCAAUACAUAACAACUUGAUAACAACCAUUGAGGACAAUACGUUCAUUAACCUUAUUAACCUUGAAUCUUUGUCAGUAAAUAGUAUACAAGUUUCAUCAUUUACGUCUGGAACUUUUAAUGGAUUGCAAAGGAUAAAGACUAUGAACAUUUUCGAUAAUCGUAAGAUGAAUCGAUUGACUGCAUUCAUAUUUCAUAAUCUUACAGAGGUCUACGUGAUUGAUCUUAAAGAAUGUGUAAUUGAAACCAUAGAAGAAAAUGCAUUCUUCAAUAUAACAGGACCUCUAGUGUUGAGCCUUCAAAACAAUAAAAUUCGGGAAAUACAUAACAAAGCUUUCAGAGACCUGACCGGUGUAGAAAUAAUAAAUUUGGACGACAAUUUUCUACAAACAAUCAAAAGUGAAACAUUUGUUAAUAUGCCAAAACUAAACGUUCUAACUAUAAGGAGAAACAGAAUUUUUCACAUUGAAGUUAAUGCCUUCGGGGAGCUGCCAGAACUACUUAUCUUAUCUCUUCUAUCAAACACUUUAAUAUGUGACUGUAGAAUUCGUUCGUUUCGCCUUUGGGUAUUACAGCAGACAUCAACAAAUGUAGAUGGUGCUGUUUGUUCUGAAAAAGAUGGACAACUUAUAAAGGAUAUCUCGAAUGUUGAGGAGUGUAAAGAAACCACAACUGAGAUUGAAAGUUCAAUAAAUACUUCGGAGAGCGCGGAGACGCCUCAACCAAUAUUAAUCACAAAAACGAACAAUAACGUUGAUCAAGCCAGCAAUAACACCUCAAUACUGUUAGAAAUCAUAGCCUGCACAGUUUCGGCCAUGGCAUUUAUCACAAUAAUUAUCUAUAUUGUCAUCAAGUCUAGAUGUAGAGGUUAG
This is a messenger RNA of Mytilus trossulus (common blue mussel), 1080 nucleotides long. Its product is annotated as leucine-rich repeat and transmembrane domain-containing protein 2-like. The transcript has 13 exons. The record is from RefSeq and is a predicted model, not a curated record. Gene Ontology annotation, cellular component: plasma membrane. Gene Ontology annotation, molecular function: protein binding. The coding region runs from base 352 to 1080 and encodes 242 amino acids. Lineage: Eukaryota; Metazoa; Mollusca; Bivalvia; Mytilida; Mytilidae.